Messenger RNA from Emericellopsis atlantica, 1809 nucleotides. RefSeq names its product isocitrate lyase. The transcript has 2 exons. Gene Ontology annotation, cellular component: mitochondrial matrix. Lineage: Eukaryota; Fungi; Ascomycota; Sordariomycetes; Hypocreales; Bionectriaceae. The record is from RefSeq and is a predicted model, not a curated record. Gene Ontology annotation, molecular function: isocitrate lyase activity; methylisocitrate lyase activity. Bases 1 to 1809 code for a protein of 602 amino acids.
AUGCACCGCAUAGCUGCUCGCUCGUCGCGCCGUGUGGCAACCUCAGCGCGAGCGUCGACACCCGCUACCACGACCUCUCGCGCCACGUUUCUGCGGACCAUAUCGACCACCGCCCGCAUGGCCCAGUCCUCCAACCCCUUCUCGGCCUCGACCAGCGCAGCCGACGCCUUUCAGCUGCUGCCCGAGUCCCAGAAGGCAGGGUCUGCCGAAGAUGAUCUGUACGAAUCCCAGAUCAAGGAGGUCGAGGCCUGGUGGGCAUCCGCUCGCUAUAAGGACAUCAAGAGACCAUACAGCGCGGCAGACGUUGUCAGCAAAAGGGGCACCCAGCAGAUCAAGUACCCAAGCUCCGUCAUGGCGAGGAAGCUCUUUGACCUGCUCAAGGAGCGCGAGGCCAAGGGCCAGCCCGUCCACACCAUGGGCGCAAUCGACCCCGUCCAAAUGACGCAGCAGGCACCUCACCAGGAAGUCCUCUACAUCUCGGGCUGGGCCUGCUCGUCCCUCCUGACCAGCACCAACGAGGUCAGCCCGGACUUUGGCGACUACCCCUACAACACGGUGCCGAACCAGGUCCAGCGCCUGGCCAAGGCGCAGAGCAUGCACGACCGCAAGCAGUGGGACACGCGCCGCAAGAUGUCGUCCGAGGAGCGCGCCAAGACCCCCUACGUCGACUACCUGCGCCCCAUCAUCGCGGACGGCGACACUGGCCACGGUGGGCUGUCCGCCGUCCUCAAGCUCGCCAAGCUCUUUGCCGAGCACGGCGCGGCGGCCGUGCACUUUGAGGAUCAGCUCCACGGCGGCAAGAAGUGCGGCCACCUGGCGGGCAAGGUCCUCGUCCCCGUCGGCGAGCACAUUAACCGCCUCAACGCCGCGCGGUUCCAGUGGGAUGUCAUGGGUUGCGAGAACCUGGUGAUUGCCCGCACAGACUCCGAGUCGGGCAAACUGCUGUCCUCGGCCAUUGACGUCCGCGACCACGAGUUCAUCCUGGGCGUCAGCGACCCGUCCAUCGAGCCCCUCGCUGAGACCAUUCAGGCGAUGGAGGCCAAGGGCGCGGCCGGCGCCGAGAUUGACAUGUUCGAGGCCAAGUGGGUCAAGAGCACCAAGCUGGUCACCUUUGACGAGGCGGCCGUCGCGCACAUGAAGAAGCAGAAUGUGGCCCAGGCCAAGAUUGACGAGUACCUCGACGCCACCGCCAAGGACCGCGACAUGGGCAUCACCAGGCGGCGGAGCCUGGCGAACCACUACGCCGGCUCUCCCGUGUACUUCAACUGGGAUGUCCCGCGCACGCGUGAGGGCUUCUACCACUACAAGGCCGGCAUGGAGGCGGCGACGAAGCGUGCCCUGGCGUUUGGACCCUACGCGGACCUGCUCUGGGUCGAGACGGGCGACCCCAACGUCGAGGUGGCCGCCAAGCUCGGUCGUGCCGUCAGGGACGUGUAUCCCGGCAAGGGCCUGGUGUACAACCUGUCGCCCUCGUUCAACUGGAUGGCGCAUGGCUUCACGCCGGAGACGCUCAAGUCGUUCAUCUGGGACAUUGCCAAGGAGGGCUUCGUGCUGCAGCUCAUCUCCCUGGCGGGCCUGCACUCCAACGCCACCAUCACCAAUGAGCUCGCCAAGGAGUUCAAGACGGGCGGCAUGAAGGCGUACGUCGACCUGGUGCAGCGGCGCGAGAAGGAGCUCGGCUGCGACGUGCUCACGCAUCAGAAGUGGAGCGGCGCGAGCUACAUGGACGGCAUCCUGGGCGCCAUUCAGAGCGGGAGCUCAAGCAGCAAGUCGAUGGGCGAGGGGAACACGGAGGGCCAGUUUGACUAG